Messenger RNA from Malassezia sympodialis ATCC 42132, 537 nucleotides. RefSeq lists its product as uncharacterized. Gene Ontology annotation, molecular function: GTP binding; GTPase activity. Lineage: Eukaryota; Fungi; Basidiomycota; Malasseziomycetes; Malasseziales; Malasseziaceae. The transcript has 2 exons. Gene Ontology annotation, cellular component: fungal-type vacuole membrane; vacuole; late endosome. Gene Ontology annotation, biological process: regulation of vacuole fusion, non-autophagic. Bases 1 to 537 code for a protein of 178 amino acids. The record is from RefSeq and is a predicted model, not a curated record.
AUGUGUGUGCGUUUUUCGGCGGCGUAUAAGGCGACGAUCGGUGCUGAUUUCCUCACGCGCGAGGUCGUCGUGGACGGGCGCGUUGUGACGAUGCAGCUGUGGGACACGGCCGGGCAGGAGCGCUUCCAGUCGCUGGGCGUGGCGUUCUACCGCGGCGCCGACUGCUGCGUGCUUGUGUACGAUGUGAACAACCCCAAGAGCUUCGAGACGCUCGACAGCUGGCGCGACGAGUUCCUGAUCCAGGCAAGCCCCCACGACCCCGAUAACUUCCCGUUCGUCGUGCUGGGCAACAAGAUCGACGUCGAGGAGAGCAAGCGCGCUGUCUCGCAAAAGCGCGCCAUGUCCUGGUGCCAGAGCAAGGGCAACAUCCCGUACUUCGAGACAUCGGCCAAGGAGGCCAUCAACGUCGAGCAGGCAUUCCAGACUAUUGCGAAGAAUGCACUGCAACAGGAGGCCGAGGCGGAACUCUAUGCAGACUACCCCGACCCCAUUCGGAUCGAUGCGGCCAACCCCCGCGCGUCCGGCUGCAAUUGCUAG